UAGAGCCAACAUGGUAGCGGCGUAAGGUCUUCUUCCUGUCAACGCCGCACGCGUGUGGGUCAACGCAACACUGUAGUCCUCGCUUUUUAUUAUUAUAAUGGAAUUAAGUCAGCAAGUACCGCGCAAAAGUUUUAUAUGUUCAUUCUCUGACUGUCAUGCAUCGUACAACAAAGCAUGGAAACUAGAUGCUCAUAUUUGCAAGCACACGGGGCUGAAACCAUUUGUGUGUGAACAUGACGGCUGUGACAAGUCAUUCUGCGACAAGUACCACCUAGCUCGGCACCAGUUGAGCCACAGUGGAGAGAGACCCUUUAGAUGUACAGUAGAUGGAUGCACAGAGGCCUUCACCACAAAUUACAAUUUGAAGAAACAUGUUAAUCGCAAACACAACCAUGAUGAGGAGAAACUGUAUGAAUAUGUGUGUAGCUUUGAGGGAUGUGGGAAAGUGUUCAGGAAGAACAAUCAGCUCAAGUCACAUGAGUGCCAGCAGCACACCAAACUACCUCCCUUUCAGCUUUAUAGCUGUACCUUUGAGGGCUGCGAGAAACAAUUCACUUUCCCCAACAAACUACGGCUUCACGAGAAGGUGCACAGAGGCUACCCCUGUGAAAAAGAUGGCUGUUCUUUCAUCGGAAAGACCUGGACUGAGUAUACUAACCAUAGGAGAGACGUACACAGAGCCCUUUUUCAGUGUAAUGAGUGCAACAAGGUGUUUCGCGACACCUGGUUCCUGAAGCAGCACCAGCGUGUCCACGCAGAGGAGCGCCAGGUGUUUAUCUGUCCCAGGGAGGGGUGCCAGAGGUCCUUCACUACGCCAUUCAACCUGCAAAGCCACAUCGGCUCUUUCCAUGAGGAGCUACGGCCUUACACCUGCCCCCAUGAAGGCUGUGGAAAGACCUUUGCCAUGAAGCAAAGCUUACAACGCCACAGUGUUGUCCACGAUCCAGAAAGGAAGAAACAGAAGAAACCCCGACCCAAGCGAUCCCUGGUUUCCAGGCUGAGUGGUUACAAGCCCAAGAAUAACAGUCGUCCAAAGCCCCAUGCAGCUUUGCAAUCAGAAUCCAUUGCAAGGGGUGGACACAGGAUGCACAUGGCAGCUCUGCCAUAUUGGAUGACUUUGGGUUUGGAAAGAAUUCCCGUCAGCACCUCUGUUGCACUAUCUGCUCCAGGGUUGUGUCCUGCCGUCAAAACCAUAAAAGUAUGGAAUGCAUUUGGGUCUUUGCGUGUCAAAAAAGAUACAGUGCCUUGCGAAAGUAUUCGGCCCCCUUGAACUUUGCGACCUUUUGCCACAUUUCAGGCUUCAAACAAAGAUAUAAAACUGUAUUUUUU
Messenger RNA from Oncorhynchus mykiss (rainbow trout), 1329 nucleotides. The record is from RefSeq and is a predicted model, not a curated record. NCBI's taxonomy places the organism in Eukaryota, Metazoa, Chordata, Actinopteri, Salmoniformes, Salmonidae.